Salarias fasciatus (jewelled blenny) is the source of this 546-nucleotide messenger RNA. Its product is annotated as interferon a3-like. The coding region runs from base 1 to 546 and encodes 181 amino acids. NCBI's taxonomy places the organism in Eukaryota, Metazoa, Chordata, Actinopteri, Blenniiformes, Blenniidae. Gene Ontology annotation, biological process: defense response; response to exogenous dsRNA. The transcript is spliced from 4 exons. The record is from RefSeq and is a predicted model, not a curated record. Gene Ontology annotation, molecular function: cytokine receptor binding. Gene Ontology annotation, cellular component: extracellular region.
AUGCUGCGGAUGAUCUUCUCUGCGUGCCUGCUUCUCUGCGUCCUCGGCGCAGCCUCCUCACUCAGCUGCGGGUGGCUGGGGCAGAAAUUCACUCAGCACAGUGAAACCUCCUUCAUGCUGCUGGACUCCAUGGGCAGGGCUGAGGAUGCGGGGCCAGAGGACGCACAUCCUCCCUUCCCGUAUAACCUGUACGAGCAGGCCUCAUCCGUGAGUGAUGAGGAUAAACUGGCCGUCGCGGUUCAGGUCCUGAGGGAGGUUUUUGCCCUGUUUGAAGAGGACUACAGCGCUGCAUCAUGGGAGGAGAGCACAGUGGACAACUUCCUCAAUGUUGUGAACACACAGGCUGAUGAGCUCAGUUCAUGUCUUGUGAGUCAGCACCGAACAAGGAUCACCCGGAAGAUGCACGUGUAUUUUAAGAGGCUGUCACAUCAUGUCCUGCAGCACAGGAGCCACAGCGUCGCUGCCUGGGAGCUGGUCAGGAAUCAAAUCAAACUGCACCUGAUCAGGGUCCACCAGCUGGUUUCAUCUGUGCCCUCUGCUCUCUAA